This is a messenger RNA of Lates calcarifer (barramundi perch), 2593 nucleotides long. RefSeq lists its product as uncharacterized. The transcript has 2 exons. Bases 165 to 2126 code for a protein of 653 amino acids. The record is from RefSeq and is a predicted model, not a curated record. Gene Ontology annotation, biological process: regulation of apoptotic process. NCBI's taxonomy places the organism in Eukaryota, Metazoa, Chordata, Actinopteri, Centropomidae.
AAAGCAGCUGAAUAGAGGAAGAGACAGAAAAGUCAGCUGUGAAGAGACUGAAAACAUGAACAGGAAAUUAACACAGAGGUGAGUCACACAGGUGACCUGCUUCUCAGAAAAACAGACGAACAUCUGCCCCUCACUCUGACUGUGACUCUAACAAACGCAGCAACAUGCCGUCAAAUGUGGAACGUAAAGGAUCAGAAAGAGGAACAUCAUGUUUCAGCAGAGCAGUCAGAAGCAUCAGGAGGGCUCUGUCCAGGAUCUGUACAUGUGACUGUGCAAAAAAACGCCGCUCAAACCGAGAAGAAAUUUGUUCUCGAUAUGUACCAGAUGAGGAUAUGCGUGCAACUCUAAGGGUUUCCAGAAAGAGUUUGUCCAGUUAUGGACAAAUAAAGAGACGAGCUGAAUAUGAACCAGACUAUGUCCUCCCUACAAAGCAACGUCAUUAUGAGUCCCUAGUCUACUCUAAAAGAAUAGUAAUAAAGGGUGAGUCCAGAAGUCAUAACUCUUUUUCUCCUCCUUCUGGAGGAGUCUAUGAGUGCUCAUCAGGAUCUAUCCCAGCAGUUCCUCCUGUCUCCACCGGAGGAGGAGAACAAUAUGCAUUAGGUAGCUGCUCAGGUUAUACCCCAGGCUGCCCUGUCUGCAUUGAAAUACACCCUCCAUGUGCAGAACGCAGGCUCACAGACGUCCUAGACGUUCCUGUCUGCACUGCAGGACGUAGAGGACAAGAUACAUUUGAACAUCUGCCUGUGCAGCCUGGAAUCAGCUCAGACGGUGUCAGUGAUGUCCUGGUGGAAACAGAGGCGACUGUUACAGCUGUGGCCUACUCAGUCACAAACACCCAGCCCCCCCAUCCUCCCCUCCAGCUCUCCGUCACAGAUUCUUGUGAGACCAGGAUCUCCAGGUCUGUGUCUCGCUGUGUCAGCGCUCCCUCGCUGAGUCAGAUCACCUGUGCAGAGACUGAGAGCUUGAAACGAGCUGAGAGUUUACCUGCCAUGAUGUUAAACAGCAGCUUUGAGGAGUUCACCCCUGAUAUCAGUGCUGAAGGAGACGAUGAGAGCUACAGUUUCCAGUGCUCCGGCCCAGGCCUGUACCAGUGCAGCGUGACAGGCCUGCUGUUUGACAUGGAGGGAGAAGGGGACGUGGUUUACAGGCUGGUCCCUUGGAACAGGAGGCUACUGGCCCCACAUCACAAGAAGCCUGCAGGACCCCUGUUUGACAUCAAAUGUGUGCAGCAGUGUGUGAGGCAGCUUCACCUCCCACACUGUGAGAUCCGCUCCACAGGAGGAGGUCACUUCCUGUCAGUGGCUCAUGUGAACGAUGAGGCCGUGGAGUUUAUCGGGCCUCAUCAGACCACAGAGACUCACCUGGUUAUAAACAUCAGCGGCUUUUCUGCUUUCGGUAACGUCAAGGACGAAGACGCCCCACCCGAGCCGGUCCGAGCGUUGGUCCUGCUGUUCUACAGGCCCCCGGCCGACCCUGAUCCUGAAUCUCUCCUCAAUGUGUUGCUGCUGCCCAGAAAUGUUCCUCUGCGGGACGUGCUGCGCACCAGGAAGAAGUUAGUGGGAGAUGAGACGUACAUAGAGACGUCCCCACACUGUAAACUGAUCCCAGGUCAGGUCUACACUCUGUCCACUUGUCCUGAAGACCACUCGCUUCUAGUCCAACCAACAGAAGCUGAGUUUGACUCUGACAACUACGACGACUACUUUCCAUCGUUCCAGGUGAGCUGGGAAACCAGGCUGAAACACGUGAAGCUGGUUCUGAGAGACAGCGACGGCUCCCACAGCGCGUGGGAAAGACGAGUUUGUCUUUGGUCCAGUGGAGGGAAAAGGUGGUGUGGGCCGAGUCCUCUGAACGUGGCCUCGAACCAGAGGCUGCUGGACGUACGGAGCAGCUUCAUCGAUGGGAUAUCAGGACCUGUUCUCAAGAGUCUGCUGGACAAACUGUUUGAGAAAAGGGUGAUGAGUGAUUCAGAGAGGGAGUCAGCGGACGAGACGCAGAACAAAAGAGACAAAGCUCGUUUUGUUGUGGACACAGUGAGGAGGAAAGGAGAAGCUGCUAGUUCAGAGAUGAUUGAGCUUCUCUGUGAGCUCGACCCCUUCCUCUGUGAACACCUGGAGCUCACCUGAACAUCAACCUUCAUCUCUGGCAUCUGCUCAGUUCAUAUAUAUCCACAUGAAGUACAUGUUUCUUUGUAGCUGACAGUUUACAGAUUCUUCUCUUUCUCCUUCAUAAUAAGAACAUUUACAUCAAAUGUCCAGUAGGUGGCGAUAUUUUAUCAGGAGUCUGUUUGGUUGAGUGUUGUGUUGAACCUGAACCUGAAUCUACAUUUGGUCAAAAUACACAGAAAAGAAGAGGAAUGAAACAUCAACAAAGACCUGUGUGAUUCUGGACAGAGAGUCCCACACAUUUAGUUUGUUUUAUAGGCGACAAAAUGUUUCAGUCUACAUUUAUAUGUCAACAGUUUUUAGUCAGUAAUGUUGAUUUUCUGAUUGUUUGAGUGACAUCAACAUGUUGUUCUCAGGGAGAAUAAUGAAAAUAAGUCAUUUUUCAUUUAUAUAUUCUAAAAGAAAAACCUCAUGCUCCAAAAAUAAAG